CCUUUAGUUGUCAAUGGCCCAAAAUUAUUAUAUAUUCAACUUGUGUUUGUAUCUCAAUGUAGCACAUGUCAGAGAGAGAAGCCUUAUCUUAAUUCUUUAUAUUAUUUAGGUAACUUUCUUGGUGAACCUCAGGGUUCCAAGAUACCCAAAAACAAAUUUCCUCCACUCAAUGCAUACCCCUAUCUACUAAGCAAAAGCCAAGGAAUCUCCUCUUCUCUUUUCCUUAACCUCCAUCCAUUUUUAUAACACUUGUAAACUAGUUGCUCUCAUCUCUCUCUCUCUCCCUCUCUUAAGUUGGCAUUAUUUUUCCUUGAAAAUGGCACAAAUCUUGGCUCCUUCAGCACAAUGGCAGAUGAGAACUGCAAAGAACUCAAGCGAUGUUACUCCAUUGACUUCAAAAAUGUGGAGCUCUCUUGUUCUGAAACAGAACAAGAAAGCUUCCAUCAAAACCUCUGCUAAAUUCAGAGUGUUUGCUUCUAGCUCCGACAGCGGCACCAUUAACCGCAUGGAGCAGUUGCUCAACUUGGAUGUGACUCCAUACACUGAUAAGAUCAUUGCUGAAUACAUUUGGAUUGGAGGGUCAGGAAUCGAUGUUCGUAGCAAAUCAAGGACCUUAUCGAAGCCCGUUGAGCAUCCAUCCGAGCUUCCUAAAUGGAACUACGAUGGAUCGAGUACAGGACAGGCCCCUGGAGAGGAUAGUGAAGUUAUUCUAUACCCUCAAGCCAUUUUCAAGGACCCUUUUCGCGGUGGCAACAACAUCUUGGUCAUAUGUGAUACAUACACGCCCGCAGGCGAGCCCAUUCCUACAAACAAGCGUGCCAAAGCUGCUCAGGUCUUCAGUGACCCCAAGGUUGUAGCUGAGGUUCCGUGGUUUGGAAUUGAGCAAGAAUACACCUUACUCCAAACCAAUGUGAAAUGGCCUCUUGGAUGGCCUGUUGGAGGCUACCCUGGUCCUCAGGGGCCUUAUUACUGCGCCGCUGGAGCAGAUAAGUCGUUUGGACGCGACAUAUCCGAUGCUCACUACAAAGCUUGCUUGUAUGCUGGGAUCAAUAUCAGUGGUACUAAUGGGGAGGUUAUGCCAGGCCAGUGGGAGUUUCAAGUUGGUCCAAGUGUCGGAAUUGAAGCCGGAGAUCACAUCUGGUGCGCGAGGUACCUGCUUGAGAGAAUCACAGAGCAAGCUGGAGUUGUGCUGACUUUAGAUCCAAAACCAAUAGAUGGUGACUGGAAUGGUGCAGGAUGUCACACCAAUUAUAGCACCCUGAGCAUGAGAGAAGAAGGCGGUUUUGAAGUGAUCAAGAAGGCGAUUUUGAACCUCUCCCUUCGUCACAAGGAUCACAUCAGUGCAUACGGAGAAGGGAACGAGAGACGGUUGACAGGAAAGCACGAAACUGCCAGCAUCGACUCCUUCUCAUGGGGUGUUGCUAACCGCGGCUGCUCUAUUCGUGUGGGGCGUGACACUGAGAAGAAUGGCAAAGGUUACUUGGAAGACAGGCGCCCGGCUUCAAACAUGGAUCCGUACGUGGUGACUGCGUUGCUCGCUGAGACUACGCUGCUGUGGGAGCCGACUCUUGAGGCGGAGGCUCUUGCAGCGCAGAAGUUGUCGUUGAAGGUGUGAACCGUGCGACGGCCCAACAGCGAGGGAAGUUGGUGAGACAUGAGAUGAGAUUGGGAUGCAAAAAUCUUGCUGUGUUUUUCUGUUUAGAUCCCUUUAGAGAGGUCCUUGUAAAUAAGGGACUGAAAAUGAGUUGUGGUGUAUGCCUAAGCUCAAAGAGUUCCUAGCAUUCUUGAAUGUUGUUGCCCAGUUUCAGACUAUUCUGCUUUCAUUAUUGCCAUUUUCUUGCCAUGGAAAUGAAAUUCAGACAUUGCUUUGCU
Salvia miltiorrhiza (redroot sage) is the source of this 1872-nucleotide messenger RNA. Its product is annotated as glutamine synthetase, chloroplastic. The record is from RefSeq and is a predicted model, not a curated record. Lineage: Eukaryota; Viridiplantae; Streptophyta; Magnoliopsida; Lamiales; Lamiaceae. Gene Ontology annotation, molecular function: glutamine synthetase activity. The transcript has 14 exons. The coding region runs from base 317 to 1615 and encodes 432 amino acids. Gene Ontology annotation, cellular component: cytoplasm.